AUGCACACAAAUGGAAAAAUGGAGGAAACAGCAAAGUCUUUGAUGAAUCGAUUCUGUCAAGUGCAAAAACUGUAUCGAAAAAGUUCACCUCCUCGAAACAUCUCAAAAAAGGCUGAUGGUGGUCUCUUUGAAAUGGAUGAUCACACAUAUAUGGCACUUUUAGAAUACUAUCAACAGAAGAAUGCGGCAUGGACUGAUUAUCGUGUUUUGGAAAAUGCUGAAGGGGCAAAAGUCUUAACGCCAUCUGCAACUGAAGUGCAAUCAAUGGAAGGCAUAGGUGGAGUCAAGUUUAAUAAGAAUGAAGGAAAUAAAUUGGUGGAAUAUAUGUUAAAUGGUGUCCGCACAUGGGGUAUAGUGACUCACUGCUUGAAGGUACGGCUAGAAGAUGAGGAAGAUUCUUUGGUGUGUGUCCGCAGAAUAGAGGUAAUUGAAAAUCAGGCAUUAGAUGUGGUAUUGAAGAGGAUGGGCUUGGUCCAAUUGAAAGAUAUCCGAUUACACAGGUUCAUUCCAGCUGGCUCAGUCACUGCAACCCAAUCUUACCGGAUACUGGCAGCAUGGUCGUUUGGCUAUGAAGGGCCCUCAGUUCUUGUUAAUGUGAAAGAAAACAUUGUGUCUGAGUGUCUUACACUAGAGUUGUGA
This is a messenger RNA of Melampsora larici-populina 98AG31, 639 nucleotides long. RefSeq lists its product as uncharacterized. The transcript has 2 exons. The coding region runs from base 1 to 639 and encodes 212 amino acids. The record is from RefSeq and is a predicted model, not a curated record. NCBI's taxonomy places the organism in Eukaryota, Fungi, Basidiomycota, Pucciniomycetes, Pucciniales, Melampsoraceae.